Peronospora matthiolae is the source of this 237-nucleotide messenger RNA. NCBI's taxonomy places the organism in Eukaryota, Oomycota, Peronosporomycetes, Peronosporales, Peronosporaceae. The record is from the annotation of a GenBank genome assembly.
AUGCGGUGCGCGAGCAAGGCCGCUGAGAGCGCUUCUGCACGUCUCUGUGCGGACGCCGAAGCAGAAACCACAGCAACUGAUGUCUCAUCGGUUGCUGAAGCGACUCAGCCUGUGUCACUUGGUGAUGCAGGCGCUGGUCAUGAAGACACUCGUGUCUUCACAGAGUACAAGCUCGGUGUCUCGUACUCUCCUGAUACGGAUGACGGAUCCCCUUUAGGUGCUUCAAUAACUGUAUAA